Messenger RNA from Penicillium brevicompactum, 1830 nucleotides. It is a transcript of the gene ilv3, whose product is annotated as dihydroxy-acid dehydratase ILV3. The coding region runs from base 1 to 1830 and encodes 609 amino acids. NCBI's taxonomy places the organism in Eukaryota, Fungi, Ascomycota, Eurotiomycetes, Eurotiales, Aspergillaceae. Gene Ontology annotation, cellular component: mitochondrion. Gene Ontology annotation, biological process: branched-chain amino acid biosynthetic process. The transcript has 3 exons. The record is from RefSeq and is a predicted model, not a curated record. Gene Ontology annotation, molecular function: dihydroxy-acid dehydratase activity.
AUGCUUCCUCAGACUCGGGCGCGCGUGCCCGCCGCUCUCCGGAGCUUGACCCGGUCCACCGCGACUGUCCGCACCCUUUCCACCACCCUCCCUCGUUUCCAGAAUGAAGACAAGGCCCUCAACAAGGUCUCGCGCCACAUCACACAGCCCAAGGCCCAGGGUGCCUCCCAGGCUAUGCUGUACGCCGUCGGCCUCAACGAGGCAGACAUGAACAAGGCCCAGGUCGGAAUCUCAUCUGUGUGGUUCAAUGGUAACCCUUGCAACAUGCAUCUGCUCGACCUGAACAACAAGGUUCGCCAGGGUGUCCAGGAGCAGGACUUGAUCGGUUUCCAGUUCAACACUGUUGGUGUCAGUGAUGCCAUCAGUAUGGGUACCACCGGUAUGCGCUACUCUCUUCAGAGUCGUGACCUGAUUGCCGACUCCGUUGAGACCGUCAUGGGUGGACAAUGGUACGAUGCCAACAUCAGUAUCCCCGGAUGUGACAAGAACAUGCCCGGUGUCCUGAUGGCCAUGGGACGUGUCAACCGCCCCAGUCUGAUGGUUUACGGUGGUACCAUCAAGCCCGGCUGUGCCGCUACACAGAACAAUGCCGACAUCGAUAUCGUCUCUGCUUUCCAGGCAUACGGUCAGUUCCUGACCAAGGAGAUCACCGAGCCCCAGCGCUUUGACGUCAUCCGUCACGCUUGCCCCGGUGAGGGUGCUUGCGGUGGUAUGUACACCGCCAACACCAUGGCCACCGCCAUCGAGACCAUGGGUAUGACCCUUCCCGGUUCCUCCUCCAACCCCGCCAACUCCCAGGCCAAGUACGUCGAGUGUCUGGCAGCUGGUGGUGCUAUCAAGAGACUGUUGGCUGAGGACAUCCGCCCUCGUGACAUUCUUACUCGCCAGGCCUUCGAGAACGCCAUGGUCGUUGUCAACAUCACUGGUGGAUCCACCAACGCUGUGCUGCACUUGAUUGCCAUUGCCGACUCGGUCGGUAUCAAGCUCACCAUCGAUGACUUCCAGUCUGUGUCUGACCGCAUUCCCUUCCUUGCUGACCUCAAGCCUUCUGGCAAGUAUGUCAUGGCUGAUAUGUUCGCUAUCGGUGGUACUCCCGCUCUUCUGAAGCUUCUCCUCAAGGAGGGUCUCAUUGACGGAUCUGGUAUGACCGUUACCGGUGAGACCAUGGCCCAGAACUUGGAGAAGGUCAAGGACUUCCCCGAUGACCAGAAGAUCAUCCGUCCCUUCAACAACCCCAUCAAGAAGACUGGUCACAUUCAGAUUCUUCGUGGCUCCCUCGCCCCUGGCGGCAGUGUUGGCAAGAUCACCGGAAAGGAAGGUAUGUCCUUCACCGGUAAGGCCCGCGUCUUCGACAGCGAGGACCUGUUCAUCGCUGCUCUCGAGCGCGAGGAAAUCAAGAAGGACGAGAAGACCGUUGUGGUCAUCCGCUACUGUGGCCCCAAGGGUGGCCCUGGCAUGCCUGAAAUGCUUAAGCCCUCCGCUGCUCUCAUGGGUGCCGGUCUCGGUAACUCCUGUGCCUUGAUCACUGACGGUCGCUUCUCCGGCGGUUCUCACGGUUUCCUGAUCGGUCACAUCGUCCCCGAGGCCGCCGUCGGUGGACCCAUCGGUCUUGUUGCUGACGGUGACACCAUCACCAUCGAUGCCGACAAGCGCAUCCUUGAUGUCGAGGUCCCCGAGUCUGAGCUCGCUGACCGCCGAGAGAAGUGGGAGGCCCGCAAGGCUGCUGGUGAGCUGCCCGAGACUGGUCUGACCAUGCGUGGUACAUUGGGCAAGUACGCCCGUGUCGUCCGCGAUGCCAGCCAAGGCUGUAUCACCGACGCUGUAGAGUAA